GAUUUCAAAUAUGCUAGACUUGUCCCAAAUUUUCAGGUGGAAAAAUGCUCUUCGCAAAUUAUCUUCCUUGAGCACAAUGUGUUUGUGGAUAAUGAGAUAUGUGUGGGACAACAAUCAAUUUGGACCGUAAGCCCAAAAAUGAAAAUCCAAAAUAAAUUAGUGAUUGAUUUAAUAAAAAGCACAAAUUUGUUGCGUAUUUUGGUAAAAUCACGAAGGUGUGGGAGCGGAAGCAGGCAGAGCUCGGAAAGUGGGAAAGUAACGGACUUUUGGGGUGGGACUGGGUUCCCGCCACGUCCAACUGCCAAAUGCCACCCUAAAAAGGAUAACAAAGGCCCGUUUGCCGCUGUCCCAAGGCAACUCCCAACUAGAGAAAAGUAGGAAACAACAAGUGCACUUGAAAGCAAAGUGUUAUCAUUGAGGGAAACAUUAUUUUAGGGUGUAUAGUAUCACAGUUAGAGGCAGUGGUUCCGUUUCGUUUAAUCGAAUUGAAAUCGGUAGAAAUCGAAACUCAAAUAUACUAUUGGCCAAACCCAAAAUCGACGUUUUAUUUAUUUAUUUUCGGUUAUAAUAAACAGGACAUAAUUCGAAUCGUUAAUUGUAUUGUUCUUUGCCUCUUGGUAAUUUUUGGUUUUUUAUCGAUUCAUUAACGAAUUUUCGAUUUUAACCAAAAUCGUUAAGGUCUUAUAAGUUCUUAAUCGUUAAGGUACACCGAUAGACAAUAAGGUUGUCGAACCGGUUGAACCACCACCCAUCACUAUAGUUACUAGUUUUGAAGUAGUAUUAAGUAAGCUGACAAACAACUCUUUAAGAUCGACUUGAGAUAUAGUAUUAUGGACAUCUAACCUUCAAUUGCGGCCCAACAACAACAUUUGGGCAUCUAGGUACUCUUUUGGGCCCAUGGUAGUCUGAGUUAGUAGACUGGGCUGCAUACUGAAGUUAAGGUCCAUGUACAGGUCAUCAGUUCUGACGUGUCGCCAACCCAUUGGCCGAUUAGCAACAACCCGUGUCACCGUCGCCGCAUCGGUAUUAUCCUACAAGCCGGCAGAGCUUCUCGAUCUCAGGCAGCUCUCCCCGGGCAACAAAACCCCAGAAGCUUCAAAAUUUAGGAUAGCAAAUUUCUCGUAGCCGUCUUUCUUCAGGGAUCUUCUUCAUCUUCGUGGGAUUAAGCGAAGCCGAAGAACGAUGAGAUCUUUGUGGUUGCUCCUUGUUGUAGGCGCUGUUUCCAGCUGCGUUUUAGCUGACCAGAUCCUCCCAGCUCACGUAGGUGGUUCGUUCAGCCGCAGCUCUCGCGAGCCCAAGUACAAGAUGGAGUUCCAUCCUGAAGAAGCCCCCUUUCAUCCUGAUGAGGAUCAAGAAUUUGUUGUUAUGCCUGAUACAAAUGGGCGCAGUUAUGUAUGUUACUUGCCUAAGAUAGAGAAAGCCAAGAGUGGGAAGCCAAUCAAUCAGGUUAACAUAAGCAGCAUGAUCGUGGAAACUGAGAAACGGCUUAAAUUGAAGACUCCAGAUGAGCUACUUGAAGUGUUCAAAGGCAAAUGUCUUGUCAGACAAGAGGGUUGGUGGACUUAUGAACUCUGCCACGAGCAAAAGUUAAGGCAGUUUCAUGUGGAAGAUGAGAAGGUGGUUCAGGAAUUUGUUCUGGGUGUUUAUGAUGAAGAGGCCACAGCUGCAUUCAACCAGAACUUAAAAGACGUUUCUACCUUGAAGGAUCCUCGGUCUAAAGAUGCAUCUCAAAGGUACCAUGCUCAUCAAUAUACAAAUGGAACUCUCUGUGAUCUCACCAAUCAGCCACGAGAAACUGAAGUGAGAUUUGUAUGUUCCGAGCCAAGAGCUAUGAUUAGUUCUAUCACAGAGCUAUCCACUUGCAAGUACGCCCUGACAGUACAAUCUCCGAUGCUUUGCAAGCAUCCACUGUUCCAAGAAGAGAGACCAGUGUGGCACACCAUCAACUGCAAUGCCCUGCCAAAGACUUACAAGGAAAGCAAAGUCGAGAAAGAGUCAACCGAUGAGGAUAAACAAAUCUUCAUGGUCACGGAGGUUGAGAGUCCAACCAAUGAGCAGUCCUAGGAGUGAAUUGAACACUUGGAGGAGGGGGCUUUUCUAGUUUGAACUCACACUCAUGCCUCUCUUCCUUGACGUCGUCCAAGUUAAGGGUGGCAAUUGACGUAGUUAAGUGCAUGUAAAUCAUAGAAGAUGAAUCUAUGCUCAGAUAACGGGAUCUUGUAAAUGAAUAGAUUAAAGAGAAGUUCCUUCGCUACAAACUUCACUUCUGGAUUCUGGUGAGUUGGAAAAGUUGGGUCUGAAACUUGCUUUCUAAGGCUUUUUCCUUCUUUUUCUUCAGGGUUGUGGAGCCAGUUAAUCAAUGAUCAUUGAGAGC
This is a messenger RNA of Linum trigynum, 2374 nucleotides long. Lineage: Eukaryota; Viridiplantae; Streptophyta; Magnoliopsida; Malpighiales; Linaceae. The record is from the annotation of a GenBank genome assembly.